AUGGUCUUCAGUCGUGCCAGAAAUGGAGGAUGGAUGGUUUCAUUCGCGGCUAUCUUGUAUGCGAUACUUCUAGUGGCUCUACCACUAACAUCGCAGUCGCGCUCGUCGCACGGGUUUGCAAGAGCGGCCGACGAAGUGGACAACUACGGAACUGUGAUUGGUAUUGAUUUGGGUACUACAUAUUCGUGUGUGGCGGUGAUGAAAAACGGUAAAACGGAAAUUUUGGCCAACGAGCAAGGUAACAGGAUCACACCUUCCUACGUCGCGUUUACCGACGAAGAAAGGCUAAUUGGUGAUGCUGCGAAGAACCAAGCAGCUGCCAACCCUCACAACACCGUUUUUGAUGUCAAGAGAUUGAUUGGUCUAAAAUACUCCGAUGACUCUGUUCAAAGAGAUCUCAAGCAUUUACCUUUCAAGGUUGUCAACAAGGACAACAAACCAGCUAUUGAAGUCACUGUAAAGGGUGAGGAUAAGACUUUCACACCGGAAGAGAUCUCUGCGAUGAUAUUGGGCAAAAUGAAGCAAAUCGCCGAGGAUUAUUUAGGCAAGCAAGUCACUCAUGCAGUUGUCACUGUCCCAGCUUAUUUCAAUGAUGCUCAGAGACAGGCAACAAAGGAUGCCGGUACCAUUGCUGGUCUCAACAUAUUGAGAAUUGUAAAUGAACCUACUGCUGCUGCCAUUGCGUACGGUCUAGACAAAUCUGAGGAAGAACACCAAAUUAUUGUUUACGACUUGGGUGGUGGUACUUUUGAUGUUUCCCUAUUGUCCAUCGAAGCCGGCGUCUUCGAGGUCCAAGCUACUGCGGGUGAUACUCACUUGGGUGGUGAGGAUUUCGACUAUAAGAUUGUCCGUCAUUUCAUUCAAUUGUUCAAGAAGAAGCACGGAAUCGACGUCAGCAAGAAUGCUAAAGCCUUGGCUAAACUUAAGAGAGAGGCGGAAAAGGCUAAGCGUUCAUUGUCUAGCCAAAUGUCAACCCGCGUGGAGAUUGACUCUUUUGUUGACGGCAUUGACUUCAGCGAAACUCUAACCAGAGCCAAAUUUGAAGAAAUGAACUUGGCUCUUUUCAAGAGAACUUUGAAGCCCGUGGAAAAAGUUUUGGCGGAUGCUGGUGUCAAUAAGGAGGACAUUGACGACAUUGUUCUUGUUGGUGGUUCCACAAGGAUCCCUAAGGUGCAAGCUUUGUUAGAAUCCCACUUCAGUGGUAAGAAGGCUUCAAAGGGCAUCAACCCAGAUGAAGCUGUUGCUUAUGGUGCUGCUGUACAAGCCGGUGUGCUGUCCGGGGAAGAGAGUGUUGAGGACAUUGUCUUGUUGGAUGUCAAUGCUUUGACUUUGGGUAUCGAAACUACUGGAGGUGUUAUGACCCCAUUGAUCAAAAGAAACACUGCUAUUCCAACUAAGAAAUCGCAAAUGUUUUCCACCGCAGUAGACAACCAACCAACUGUUAUGAUUCAAGUCUACGAAGGUGAAAGAGCUAUGGCCAAGGACAACAACAGACUAGGUCAAUUCGAAUUGACUGGCAUUCCCUCUGCCCCAAGAGGUGUUCCUCAAAUUGAGGUCACUUUUGCGCUGGAUGCUAAUGGUAUUUUGAAGGUGUCUGCCACUGAUAAGGGAACCGGGAAGUCUAAUUCUAUCACCAUCACCAACGACAAAGGCAGACUGACCCCUGAACAAAUUGAAAAGAUGGUGGAAGAGGCUGAAAAGUUUGCUUCUGAGGACGCUGAAGUCAGGUCCAAGAUUGAGGCUCGUAACCAAUUGGAAAACUAUGCCCACUCUUUGAAGAACCAAGUCAACGGUGAACUAUCUGAAAAGUUGGAAGAGGAAGACAAAGAAACUUUGUUGGAUGCCGUGAAUGACGUUUUGGAAUGGAUGGAAGAUAACUCUGACACCGCUGUUGCCGACGACUUCAAGGAAAAAUUCGAGUCUCUAUCUCAGGUCGCUUACCCUAUCACGUCGAAGCUAUAUGGAGGCGCUGGUGCCACCGGAUAUGAUGACGAAGAAGAAGAAGAAGAAGAUGAUGAUGACUAUUUCGACCACGACGAAUUGUAG
Messenger RNA from Lachancea dasiensis, 2046 nucleotides. The record is from the annotation of a GenBank genome assembly. NCBI's taxonomy places the organism in Eukaryota, Fungi, Ascomycota, Saccharomycetes, Saccharomycetales, Saccharomycetaceae.